Elgaria multicarinata webbii is the source of this 9369-nucleotide messenger RNA. RefSeq names its product phosphodiesterase 5A (gene PDE5A). The record is from RefSeq and is a predicted model, not a curated record. Gene Ontology annotation, molecular function: protein binding; 3',5'-cyclic-GMP phosphodiesterase activity. NCBI's taxonomy places the organism in Eukaryota, Metazoa, Chordata, Lepidosauria, Squamata, Anguidae. The coding region runs from base 253 to 2733 and encodes 826 amino acids. Gene Ontology annotation, biological process: signal transduction. The transcript is spliced from 21 exons.
GCGACGGCGGGGAUGCAAAGGGAGCGAGCGAUCUGGCGGAAAAGACGCCUCCCGGCCGCCCGGAGUAGUACCUUUGGAGCGCCUCCGGGGUCGUUCGCCGGCCUCCCUCCCUUCUCCCGCUCUGCUGCUCUCUCCGGCGGCGUCGCCAUCUGCUCCUGCUGCUGCUGGACGCUCUCCCCGCUUCCCAGAUCACUUAACGGGCGAUGGAUGGGGUUUGAAUGAGUUGGACGCGGCUGCGCCUCUCCGCAUGGGAUGGUGCGAGAGAUGGUCAAUGCAUGGUUUUCUGAGAGAGUUCAUACCAUCCCAGUGUGCAAGGAAGGGACCAAACACCACGGAGAAGCUUGUUCUUGUCCUAGUCACCAGACGACACGGGCUGAGGGCACUAACCCCUCACCACCAACCAGGAAGAUAUCUGCUUCUGAAUUCGACAGACCUCUUAGGCCUAUUGUUGUCAAGGAUUCUGUCGGAACAGUGAGUUUCCUGUCAGACUCCGAAAAGAAGGAGCAGAUGCCUCUCCAAUCUCGGACGCUUGGGAAUGACCCGGGAGAUCAAUGCUCAAGGCUCUUAGAACUGGUGAAGGAUAUUUCGAGUCACUUGGAUGUCACCGCGCUUUGCCACAAAAUUUUCUUGCACAUCCAUGAACUCAUAGCUGCCGAUCGCUACUCCCUCUUUCUGGUCUGUGAAGACAGUUCCAAUGAGAAAUUUCUCAUGAGCAGGCUUUUCGACGUUGCUGAAGGUUCCACUUUAGAAGAAGCUUCAAACAACGGCAUCCGCUUGGAAUGGAACAAAGGGAUUGUGGGCCAUGUGGCAGCUUUGGGCCAGCCCUUGAAUAUCAAGGAUGCCUAUGAGGAUCCCCGAUUCAAUGCAGAAGUGGACCAAAUCACAGGCUAUAAGACACAGAGCAUUCUUUGUAUGCCAAUAAAGAAUCAUAGAGAAGAGGUAGUUGGUGUGGCACAAGCAAUCAAUAAGAAGUCUGGUGGUGGAGGAACAUUUACUGAGCAAGAUGAGAAGGAUUUUGCGGGUUACCUAGCAUUUUGUGGAAUUGUUCUGCACAAUGCUCAGCUGUAUGAGACAUCCCUGCUUGAAAACAGACGCAAUCAGGUUCUUCUUGAUCUUGCCAGCUUAAUAUUUGAAGAGCAGCAGUCCUUGGAAGUCAUUUUGAAGAAGAUAGCUGCUACCAUAAUCUCCUUCAUGCAGGUGCAGAAGUGCACCAUUUUUAUAGUGGAUGAAGACUGUUCUGAUUCAUUUUCCAGUGUCUUUCACAUGGAAUUUGAGGAAUUAGAAGAUUCAAGUGAGACCCACAAAAGAGACUAUGAUACAAACCAAAUUAAUUAUAUGUAUGCCCAAUACGUCAAGAAUACCAUGGAGCCUCUUAAUAUUCCAAAUGUUCGCCAGGACAGAAGAUUUCCUUGGACUAAUGGAAGUGCAGACAGUACAAACCAGAAUAUUGAAAGUUUGCUGUGCACGCCGAUAAAAAAUGGAAAGAAGAAUAAAGUGAUAGGAGUUUGUCAACUAGCCAAUAAGAUGGAAGAAAAUUCAGGCAAAAUAAAGGCUUUCAACAGAAAUGAUGAGCAGUUUCUGGAAGCAUUUGUCAUCUUCUGCGGCUUGGGUAUCCAGAACACACAGAUGUAUGAAACUGUGGAAAGAGCCAUGGCGAAGCAGAUGGUGACAUUAGAGGUCCUUUCUUAUCAUGCUUCAGCUGCUGAAGAAGAAACCAGGGAACUUCAGGUAACAGCGGCUGCUGUUGUACCAUCCGCACAAUCUCUCAAGCUCACCGACUUCUACUUCAGUGACUUUGAGCUGUCAGAUAUGGAAACUUCUCUGUGCACAAUUCGAAUGUUCACUGACCUUAACCUUGUACAGAAUUUCCAAAUGAAACAUGAGGUCCUUUGCAGAUGGAUUUUAAGCGUGAGGAAAAAUUACCGGAAAAACAUUGCCUAUCACAAUUGGAGACAUGCUUUUAACACAGCCCAAUGCAUGUUUGCUGCUUUAAAAUCAGGAAAAAUUCAGAACAAGCUUACCGACAUUGAGGUACUUUCUUUGCUGAUCGCAGCCCUGAGCCAUGAUUUAGAUCACAGAGGGGUGAACAAUUCUUACAUACAGAGAAGCGAGCACCCCCUUGCCCAGUUGUAUUGCCACUCAAUCAUGGAACACCAUCAUUUUGAUCAGUGCCUGAUGAUCCUGAACACCCCGGGCAACCAGAUUCUUAGUGGUCUUUCUGUUGAAGAAUACAAGGCAACUCUCAAAAUGAUCAAACAAGCUAUUCUUGCUACCGAUCUUGCGCUGUACAUUAAGAGAAGAGGAGAGUUUUUUGACCUUCUGAGAAAGAAGCAGUUUAACCUGGAAGACCCUUAUCAAAAAGAGCUAUUUUUGGCGAUGCUGAUGACUGCAUGUGACUUGUCAGCAAUAACAAAACCGUGGCCAGUUCAGCAACGGAUAGCUGAGCUUGUAGCUGCAGAAUUCUUUGACCAAGGAGAUAAGGAGAGAAAAGAACUCAACAUAGAACCAACAGAUUUAAUGAACCGAGAGAAGAAAAACAAAAUCCCUAGCAUGCAAGUUGGAUUCAUUGAUGCCAUCUGCUUACAGCUCUAUGAGGCCCUGUCCCACAUAUCGGAGGCUUGCUACCCUUUACUAGAGGGCUGCAGAAAAAACAGGCAGAAAUGGCAAGCUUUAGCCGAGCAGCAAGAAAAGAACCUGAUCAAUGGAGAGAGCAAUCAGCCGAAGCGGAACUGAGAUUGCACUUCAUUAGGAAACGUCGGUUUACAAAGAAGAUAUUUAUAUAGAGUAAUUUGGAUAUACUCAACGUUUUGCUAGACACUGUAUGAAAUAGGUGUAUAAUUUGCCACUGCUGUAUUUUAAAUAACAAGAGAGGUAUAUUUUUGCACAGCAUUCGGAAGCGCGAUGUGAACGUUUUUAUGUGUACAAUGUAUCAUAGUUGUAUAUUUCCAAUAAUUUCAUUUAUACGAGGGAGAACAGAUCUGCAGUUUGCAGGUCCAGUUCACUCGAAAUCGGCUUUAUAUGACGGUACGGAAGGGGCGAGUUCCAAGGACUGCUUUGGAAGCUUCCUGGUUCUGAGUUGUACAUAGUUGUUUAGCUUUCGGUCAAUGGCCAGUACUUUAAAGAUGACCAUGUUUGGCACCUUUUUUCGUUCUUUUGUGUUGUCUGAUUUUUGUAAGUGUGAAUAAUGAAAGAGCAAAGGUGUCUUUGGAAGCUUGAAGCUAAGGGAAAGCACGCUGGUUGACGUUCGUUUUAGGAGCCGCUGGACCUGUCAUCUCUUGUUGCGAAGAAAGCUAGGGGGAAACCUACUGAGCCCCAGACGGCUGAAGCCCAGUGUCUUGAGGGAAUGUACUAUCUCUGUGCCUUUUCCUGCCAUGAGAGUGCAUCAAUUAAAUGAAUUUGAGCUGUUAAUUACCCUAGCAGGCCAAGGCCACUAUGGGAGAACUACAAAUGAAAUGCUUAGAGGUUUUAGAAGUGGUGGAAUGUUUAUCAAGAAUACAAUAAACCAUCAUAGCUGAGAAAGAAGAUCUAAGAUGUUAAAAUGAAAGAAAAGGGGAGUAGAGACAGAGGAGGGGGGAAGAGCUUGUCUGCAUGAAUGUUGGGACUGUUUUCAGUGUGGUGGGAUCAUUUCCUCAGCAGGCAAGCUUUGUGACAUCCUGCCUAAGGGAAACACUGGAACGAAGAAGCACGUGAGGCGAUGUGAGCAAGUGAUGAAAACCAACCUUUCCCCCUCCCAGAACAUGAGAAUUGCUCUGGAUAUCGUAAAACUGAAUCAAAUUAAAGAGAUCAGAGCUAAGAAAUUGCCGAGACUACUUAAAGACAACUGCUUGUAACUGCAGAGAGCUUUUAUGAGUGAAUUUUGGAAAGGGGACUGUUUUUGGUUUUUCAUAAGACCAUUUGACUUGGAACAAUUGUUAACCACAAAGUCUUAAAGCAGUAAGCACAAAUGGAAACAACUGAGAGCACUUCAGGGAGUUAUGACUUACAAAGAUAGCUUUAAAAAAGUCAAAGAAUAUUAGUUCAAGAAGGAACAUAGUCAAAACAAAUCUUAAAAUACCAUCCCACUGCCUGCAACCAAUAAUAUUACAACGUCAAAACCAAAGUUUUGAUUGGUACAAUUUGUUUGUGGAUACAACUUUCGCUGCACACAGAUGUCCAAAAGGAUGAUUUUCACAUAUGUAAUACUUUUCAGGGUAAAUGAGCACAUUUGUCAAAUAUUUCGCUUUUAUGUUUGCUUAGUAUUGAAAAUGUUACACAUUUGUUUUGGGCUUGUUUUGGGGCUUGUUUGUUUUGCAAAGUAAGAACAAGCCUUCCCUCAAUAUUUUCUUAAUGAGGCACAAACCCUUUCUGACUCAGUCUUUUUAGCAUAAAUUUGUGCUUAUAGACACAAGACACAAAACAAUACAAAGGAUUCCAUUUGAAAUACCAGAAACUUUGAGAUUUGAGUAAGAGGGUUCUCUUAAUUUUUAUAAUGCUAAGAAGAAGAGCUAACUAGAGCACUCUCUCUUUUUGACCUGGAACAUCCUUAAACAUUCCAAAUGUUGAGCUUCUGAUUUUAUUUCCAUAGCAGGCAGAGUCAGUAACCUGUGUAAGUUUUGGCUGUGGUCUGAAAAAACAGCCCUAUAACCACUUCCACCUGUCCCAUUCUAUGUAAUGGGGCUACUGGCCUGGGAACUGAGGCUUUCAAAUGCAAUGAGCGGUCAUGGUAUUUUGGCAAUGGAAACAUGUUUCCCUGUCUAAGAUUUUUGCCACUUCUGUUUUUAUAAUCUGGGGGGGGGGGGGUACUUUUUAGUAUUGUUGAACAAUACAGUAAUGUCAGAUAGUAUCCAAGGAUUUUGAGCCACUGUGCUCUAUCAGAAAAAUCACUUGGUCCGGUCUGUCUCCAGAAUUGUGCUGCUUCAUGCUGGGAUAUACUGUGUGAUCAUAUUUUUGUAUCCUCCACCAUAUAAAAACAUUCCCUGUACGUAGAAAGCUGUUAUGUCAGGCAGGAGAGUAGGCUAAAAAUAUCUCCUUUCCCAUGUGCAGGUUUUAUAUUUUUCAUGGGAGUGCAUUCAAACAGCCAACCUACCAACUCCAGUGUAAAGUGGCACACUCUGGGUAGGACUGUACCAUGUGCUAUUUCUACACAUUUGCAUUAUCUGAAAGGAAGAUUCAAUUAUUCCACCAAACAUUUGCUCCCCACAAUGCUGCUUAAAGCAGAAAUGUUAGGAUCUGAAGAAGUCAGCAAGGCAGAGUCACCAUCGUUUGUUCAACAUUAAUGCCGUUAUCUCCAGAGGAUCAAUCAUUUGAAGUCUUUUGACCGCUGUAUAUACUCUAGCUAGGAUGUAUAAGGAACCAAAGGCCAAGUUCAGACUCUUGCCCUAUACCUGCAGCACUGAUAACUGUAGAUGACUCGAGCAAGUAAAACAUACUUGGUAGCUGUGGUGAAGGAUGUCACAGAAAUGGAGAAACCACCAAGAUGGUAGUCAUCUUCUGAUUAUCUUAUGUGCUGCUAAGUUGAAGGAAAGAAACAUAUGUGAGUAUUGUGUUAAAAAAAAUACGGCAUUAAAAUAUCCUAUCAUAGAGAUUUGUUAUAGAAAGCAAGUGAUCUGAACACAACAAUGCAACCAAUAAAAUAAUACCGUGAAGACCCCCCCUCCCCCAUCUCAGCCUGAAUCCCACUAUCAUACUUUCCAGUUGGUAACUGCAAUAGUCAGUCACAUCAUAGUCUGGUUCCUAAUCAUAGAGCUUUUAAUUCAUGCAAGCUGCAUCCUUCUGUAUGUAGCCCUGAUCAUCAUAUGAAUGGUCUCAUAGGAUUGGAUACAGAGUUAUGCUGGAUCAACUCCACUGGUGGAAGUGGACCUCCCCAGCCCUUCCUUCCUGGUCCCUGAAAAUAUUGCACACUGCUGAAUGGGGUGAGCUGUGGGAUCUCCAAAAAUCAGGUAGAAGAAAUCCUUCUUGAAGAAGGUCCCUUUCUCUUGAGGAAGGCAGAUCCUGUAUCCAACCCACCAUAGUUCAUCAGAAUGCAUUAUUAAUGAAGAUAUGUCACACGUAACUAUUCGGCUGGAUGAUUUCGAGUGUCUAGUGACAAAUGGUAGAUUUUAUUAGUAAUGACAAAACUGUGAACCUGAAUUCACUUUUUCAGAAUAGAGCUAAUAAUUUCCGUUAUAUUUUGUAAGCUCUGCAAUUAAAGAACAAAACAUUUAUUUCAGUAUCGUUGGUCAAGACUUGCCUUUCUGCAAAUUAACAGGUUGGCUAGAGUCAGUGAAAGUUGCAACAUUUAUUGAUCGCAACAUUUAAAGCUGUUAUAACUAUAUUUAUAUUUAUUUAUAUCCCUCCUUUUCCCCAGUACCUGGACUAUGAGUUAGUCUGCUAAAAAAAAUUCCUUUCUGCAUAACUACACAAUUACAUUCCCUAUAUUUUUCCGUUGCACGUGCACAUAUGAUAAAAAGGAUAAUAAGAAACCACAUGGUUGACCUUUUAAUUACCGCUUUUUUGUGCUGUUGGUGAUAAAUCAAUACAAUCUCAUCAGUCCCCAGCACUCUGCAGCACUUUGAAGCUAAGUAGGUCGCCCCAUGCUGCUGGCGAUUCAGUGAAAUGACAGCUGAAUACAUACUUUCCCUUUGAGUGAAGUAUUUCGAUAUUGCCUCAUGCCUCAUUUGUCAAGGUAGUUGAGAAAGGACAUAAGUGAGGGCAUGCAUUUAUAUUGCACACUACUUGAUCUGAAAUAUAUACCAUCCUUUGAAAUGGGUUGGUUCCUUUCUAAGAGUGACUAACACAUUAAAAUCUGAACCCCCUUUUUAGGGUUUGUUCUAAAUACUAUUUAAAUGGCAUGUUCAUAUAAUCUGGUGGUCAAAACACAGUAAGUAGAUUUUUUCAUACCUGCCAUGGAGACAUUCCCACAAUGCAACUAUAAAUAUUUAAAAAAAUCUUCUAGUUAAUGAAUUCAGUCAUAUCUUUUCUGAUUACUAACACGGAUUAGGUACCACACCACUGCUUAAAUAUACUUCUGAAGAGUGGUAAGAACUCUCUUAACUGCUUUAAUUUCCCUGAUGUUGGGCUCAAAAGCAUUGUUAAAUCUUUGAAGUGAUUCAGUGACUGUUCAUCAGUUAAUGGAAGAUCAUUUAUAUGUGACCAGAGGUCAUGCAUAAUGGAGUUUUCGAAAAUUUGGGGUCCGAUGCAUGUUUUGUAUGAAGUAAGUGCCAUUGAAUUCAAUGGGUAAUUCCAAGUAAGUGCAGAGAUUUAUGGCAUGUGUAUUGGUUGUUAUACUCAGAUCUUACACUUUAUUCUAGGUUGUGAAAUGCUGUCAGGAGGUCAGGGGGAAUUUCAUCCCAGGAUUUUAGUUCUACAACCUAGAAAGAGAGGCCAAAGUAAUUUUAAUUAGAUGUCAAGUCUCCACAUUUUAUAGAGUCCUGUGAUACUGUGUGCCACUGGAGGCCUCUGUCUCAAAUAAAUUGCAGAGAAACUAGAAAUCACACCUUUGAAAAUGAUAAUAUGUUCAUAAGGAAAACAUAUAAAUUUAAAAGGCUGAACUCAAAACAAAAAUGUGAGUUAGUUUCUAUUUGUUUUGGUUGACUGUGAGGACAGAUGGGACCAGAGAUUGCUAACACCUAUACAUGAAGGAUUUUAGAUGUACAGUCUACGUGCAUUUAUCACUGAAACAUGCAACAGGUUGCUGUUCUCAAAGACACUAUCCAAUGAUCUGUGUAAGUUGCAAACAGGGAAAGUGAUGAAUUUCAAAGUGAAGGUAACCAUUUGAUUUUGGGUGUUAAUUCCUAAGCAAAUAGUAAGCCUGAAAAUGAUAGACAUUCAAGGGAAACCAACAUGUGCAAAUACAUCACUUGAUUUCUUAACAGACAACUACUUAUCACUUGAUAACUUGCAUCUGAAUCUGAUCUGCCUCUGUUGAAAAAAAAAAUGCAGUAAUAAGAAACCUGAAUCUGGUGUUUUAUCUGUUUUGACUCUUGCAUAUGCAACUUGUUAUUUGGUAUUGCAGUCACCUAUUGAUCAUGAAUGUGUAGGAUAGACCUUAAAAUAAAAAUUAUGACUGAGUUGCCAUGUCCAAGGUUUAUGCAUUGGAUGCUGGUGGAUGCAAUUUCAUUAGGGCUCUGAAUCCAUUCUAGAUUUCAGUCAGAACCAGACAGAACCCUAAUGGAGCUAUCCAAGGUCAUGAAUCCUACCCCGCCAAAAUAGGCUCAUCACCUUGGAUAGCCCUUUUAGAGUUUUGGCUAAAGCCCGGAAUGGAUUCACAGCCUGCUGAAAUUGGAACCACCAGUCUUCCCUGGGUGACUAUUGAGGCUUAUAAUUCUGAAGAAUAUCAUCAGAGUUAGUAUUUGAUAUUAGACAAAAUGUGAAAACUUUGAUACAGGAUAUUAUCUGAACACUUGCUAUCCUUAGAAGGGGGUAUAUUUCAGAUGGCUCAUAUAUAAACUUGAAAAUAUCUAUGGAUAAGCAGUUAAACUGAAUAGUUGGCUUCAACUAACUGAAUACAAAUCAUUCUCAUUUGAUGAUAAUAAGUUUUGUUACAUCCCCCAUUUGUACAUAGAGUUUUAUAGUACCCAUUAAACCCAACAGGGCCAAAACUGAGCUCUACAUAGGAAGCCCCAUAGCUCAGUGGGAGAGCACAUGUUUUAAAUGCAGAAGGUACCAGAUUCAUUCCUUGGCAUUUCCAGAUAGAGCAGGGGGGAAACUCCUGCCUGAAACCGUGUUGACAAUACUGGGCUAGCUAGACCAAUGGUCUGGCUCAGUACAAGGCAGCUUCCAAUGUUCCUAUAAAUAUGUAUCGCCUGUGCGUAUUGAUGCAACCCUGGACCAAAUUCUUAACUUCGAUAAAACUCCAACUAUUAAGUAUGGUCAGUCAGCCCUGUUGAUUCCAGUGGGAUUUUAAAGUUCUAACUGAAGUUAUAACUUAACUUCUCUGUAGAUGCCGCAAGACACAGACAUGUAUAUGUCUCUUAAGAAUGUAGUUAAAACACUGUACAUGAUUUUGAAAUACAUUACUUUUAUAGCUCAUAGUAAACCUGAACACAUUGUCACUUGCCAUUUAGUGUGUUGAUAAUCUGCCUUUUUGAAACAUUUGAACAAAUAUAUAGUUUCUGAGCACAGUAUUUUUGUACUAGAUCAAGUCAUUUAUGAUGUAUUUGGUGUUCUCUUGUAAAGUCAUCUUUAACUCUGGUGGGUUCCUGAAAGCUUGGCUCUCUGUUCUUCUUGAGUCACGAACACUCUUUAUUUAAACUAGUUAAAGGAUUUGUCCUUUUCCCCAAAAUGUAUUAUGCAGCCUGAGAAUGGAAAAAUGCAGCUAAGUAAUUUUCUCUUAAACGACUACUCAAUUGAUUUCUUUAUGCUUUUUAUUGUACCAUUUCCCAUGCUUUCUACAAUAAAUGCAAGAAGAUA